AUGGCACAUAAGAUUCAUGUGUUACUUGUUGAGCAUGAUGUUAAAGAUCUUGAUAAAACUAUUAACAUGUUGAAUUACUUCUCUUAUGAAGUUACGCACGUGAAUCUUGCAUCCGCAGCUUUAUCGAUUUUAUCGAAAUCGAAAAUCAAAAUCGAUCUCGUCAUGAUGAAUAUGAAUUCGCCCGAUUCAUGUGGUUUCCAACUUCUACAAGAUGCUACUAAAAGGAACUUGCUUGUGAUUCUGAUGUCAAAUGACGACGAUUGUGAAACGACGACGAGGGCCCUACAUCAAGGAGCCUUUCUUCGUAUCAAAAAGCCCGUUACAAUGCAAAUGACGGGGUACCUAUGGCAACACGUGCUUAGAGAGAAAACACGUAGACAAUUAAGAGAGAAGACUAUCGGUUUCAAUAGUCAAGAUUUUCGAGAUCAAGAAGAAGGUAACCAAAACAACUACAAAAAUGUUGGAGGAAGAAAGAAAAAAACGAACUCGGGAUCGCAAAAUGAUGACGAUAUGUUGAAUAAGAAGGUUUGGAUCGAAUGGACCGAGGAGCUUCACUAUAAAUUUGUCGAUGCCGUCAUUCAACUCGGAGAAGGAAGAUGCUAUCCGAAAGAGAUCCUCGAACUAAUGAACGAACCGAGACUUACGCGAAUGCAAGUGGCAAGUCAUCUCCAGAAAUGUCGCAAAGCUAAUUGGCUACCUCCGGGCGCGAGAAAAUCCAAGUCAACUAAUAUGGAGUCAACACCACCGAAAAACAAAGCCCGAAGGUCGAAAACCGAGAGAUUUGGAUCAAUGCCUUUUAUCGACAACGACGAAUUCAACCCUAGAAGCCGAAAGUAUAAUCACGGAGCCAAUAUCGAUCCACCGGUAAAACCUAAUCCGAACGAAGCGUAUUAUUAUCCUCAACUUGUUCUUGAUGAUGAAAAUUAUUAUUCCUUUGCUAAUCACCAGAGCAGUGAAGUAUUCAACAUGGGACGAUUUUUUGGCGCGGGAGAACCGUCAAUUGCGUACGGUUCCCAAAAUGCCCCUCCUAGUGACUUGACCGAUGACACCUUUGAUGUUUCGGACACGGAUUCCAUGGUCCAAAUCCUAUCGGAGUUCGAUCAAGAUUUAGAAAUGGAUCACAAGCUUAACGAGAUGACUACUGUGACUAAUGCAACUAGUGACUGGAGCCAGGAAGAAGAAGAAUCGGUGAACGACGAAGAAAUUGAAGGCUAA
Messenger RNA from Erythranthe guttata (spotted monkey flower), 1215 nucleotides. The record is from RefSeq and is a predicted model, not a curated record. NCBI's taxonomy places the organism in Eukaryota, Viridiplantae, Streptophyta, Magnoliopsida, Lamiales, Phrymaceae.